AGGGAUGAGCUCGAGAGAACAAGACAGGUUAUGGAGGAUAACAUCGAACGAGUUGUGGAGCGCAACGAAAGGAUCGGAUUGCUGGUUGAUAAGACGGAUAGAUUAACUGAACUGAGUAAUGGGUUCAGGGGUUCCGCCACUAGGGUAAAGCGGGCUAUGUGGUGGCACAAUUUCAAA
Molecule: messenger RNA, 177 nt
Organism: Williopsis jadinii
Lineage: Eukaryota; Fungi; Ascomycota; Saccharomycetes; Phaffomycetales; Wickerhamomycetaceae
Product: synaptobrevin family protein
Exons: 1
Biological process (GO): vesicle-mediated transport
Cellular component (GO): membrane
Source: RefSeq, a predicted model, not a curated record